CCCAACUCAGAGACGCUGCUGUGCGGCGUUCUCACGAUGCGUUUUCUCGUUUCUCUUUCGUCUCUCGUUUUUCUGGCAACGUCUGUGACGUCUCUACCCUACCACGAGCCCCAAAGCUACAACUUGAACUCUCGCGCCAGCAGGUCUGGCAUCUUGUGCGAUGUCAACUUUCGUUCUGGUACUGAGUACGCCGAAUGCGGAAGUAAAGAAUUAGGAUACGACGCGACAGGCAACAAACUAGUCCCGUAUAACCCCAAACAAACCGGGGCCACCACGUUGCCGGGAAUGGAUUGCGACCACAAAAUCGAGCUCGAUCAAAUUUUCUCUCUUAUCAAAACUGCCGUAGCAGACGCAGGGCAGCCGCUCGAUGGCUGGUGUAAGGCGCAUAAAAAGCAGAUGGAAGCGUUUCGAAAGAUCGCAAACUCGUCUAAGAACCUGAUUAAGGUACCCAGGAAAGUGAACCAAGCCAAAAAAGCAUUCACGUACAAGGAAGGCACGGGUGAUUCGAUUGCUUUUGACGCCAAUAUCUACCGUGCCCUUGAUGGUUAUAUGGAGGAGUACGUCAACAAGGACAUAUCGGACAAGCUCAAAGAGCUCGGAGAAGGGCUUCGGACCUUGGAUCCAGCCGUCUUCACACAGGACGAGCUGGACAAGUGGGGUAAAACUGUGACGAGUACGGGUGUAAAAGUACAGGAGGCAGCUGCGAAGAAGGCGAAGAGCAAAUGCGGUCAACCGUCGAGACGUAGUCUUUUGGGUGGUAUAAUCGGCAAAUUCCUGGGCAAGAGGCAGGCGGGUUGCUCGAAAGACGGUGGCCGUGACUCUAGCAACGCUAACGGAGGCGACGGAGCAGGUCCUAUCAAGACACCAGUGCCCGUCCCUCCAGCACAAGCAGCUGCGGAGGCGCUAGCUUUCUGUGCCUUGCAGCCUGAGGUCUGUGCUGCAGUUGGCGGUCUCGCAGCUGUGCGUGCGCAAAUCCUUGCAGGCACUUUCAUUCCACCUCUAAAAGAUGGCGACUCGAGCAAGGGCGUUCUCACCUCGACUAAAGCGCAAAGUUCGCAGUCGAAGACGGGUUCAGGCCGCCAAACGGGCAGCAAGGCUUCCACUACCCACACUGCGUCAAGAUCCCACCAAACGUCGAGCAAGGCCAGAGCCGGCACAUCUACAAGCGCGAUGUCAAAAGCUCGUACGUCUACCUCCCACACCGGCGUGCGAAGCACCGAAAAGACAAGCACGUUGAGGUCGAGCACUGUUAGCCAUGCUUCAAAGACGCCUGGCACAAGAUCGGGCGUGAAGCCGACCAGUGCGACAACAGUCAAGUCGGCCAGUCUAGCCAAUAUCCCACAUUCGAGCAAGCAUUCCACCACCACCCUGUCGUCCUCCGCCUCUGUCAACCCGUACUCUGCCGCCGUCAGCAAUCUCCCUGAGCACACUGCAUCGAGCAGCUACUUUGCUUCAAUGUCCUCUGCGCAUGCUUCGCAAGCGUCGGCUGGGUCGAUAGCCUCCUUGCAGUCUAUUUCGGCCGCGUCCGCCGCAGCACUAAGUUCUUCACAAGCGCAAGCGUCGCUAUCCGCUGCUGCUAUCGAUUCUUCUGCACGUUCCUCUGCGAGUGCUUUGGAAGCGUCGCUAUCCGCUGCUGCUAUCGCUUCUUCUGCACAGACCAAGGAUCAGCCGCCCAAUACAACGCAGCCCGGCUACACCCCGAGUGGAUACCACUGCCGGUGGAUGUACACGAGUCUUUUUCACUCAUAUCAGGAAUGGGUCUGCAAGAGCGAUGACGACAUGCCUCAUGCGCCGGAGGGACACAUAACUCCAAUUAAGAAGAGGCUAAUGCUGCCCAGGGCAACAUCGACACCUUACGACGUUCAACCACUCACUUUCUCGAGCACCACCACUGAACUUUGAUUCACUCAGUGCCCUAAGUUCCAAACGACCUGAGAAUAUUGUUUUCGAGCUCCAUUAUUUUUCUCGACGGUAUCGUACUUUGCUUCUAUCGAGCUCCCUCACCUUUCUCGCCAAAGUGUGGCACUGAGUUUCCUAAAGUAUGUAGGUGUUAUCCCUAUCGUUACUUGUUCAGAUGAAUCAACCUCUCG
Molecule: messenger RNA, 2090 nt
Organism: Acaromyces ingoldii
Lineage: Eukaryota; Fungi; Basidiomycota; Exobasidiomycetes; Exobasidiales; Cryptobasidiaceae
Exons: 2
Coding region: 37-1902 (621 amino acids)
Source: RefSeq, a predicted model, not a curated record